Molecule: messenger RNA, 2926 nt
Organism: Pseudomyrmex gracilis
Lineage: Eukaryota; Metazoa; Arthropoda; Insecta; Hymenoptera; Formicidae
Gene: qua
Product: villin-1
Exons: 9
Coding region: 371-2818 (815 amino acids)
Biological process (GO): actin filament severing; actin polymerization or depolymerization; cytoskeleton organization
Cellular component (GO): cytoplasm; actin cytoskeleton
Molecular function (GO): actin filament binding; phosphatidylinositol-4,5-bisphosphate binding
Source: RefSeq, a predicted model, not a curated record
AGAGGUCCUCUCGGCGAGCUCUGCUAUCCCAGUUUUCAGUUACCUCGCGAAGCGAGGACGAGCGUCGUUGCAAAACUCGUCUCGUUCAUCUGCGAACAACAACACGCCCGUAUGCGCGAACACAAUUUUCAACAAUGUUAUCGCACCGAAAUUAACUCGCCGCGUUUAUUCUGGUGUGUUUGCCCAUCGGCCUUGAGAUCGGCGCUUCCGGUAGAUUUACGUGGAAUUUCUCAACAAAUUUAUUUACGAACUAUUUUGUGGAAUAAAUUUUUUUUGCGCGAGAAAACGGUAAAGUGGAAUUAGAAAAGUUCCGUUGAGAGAGACCGUUGGAAAACUUAAUUCUAGUAUAGUUGUGAAUAAGAAAGGAAACAUGACGAGUGUGCUGCAACAUUCUCAUGGUUUCAAUACUAUCUCGCAGGACGACAGGAGUUACCGCAGCGAUGAUUCCGGCGGUGAAGUCUUCAGAAAUAUCUCGAAGAACAGCAGCAUCUUUCGAGUUUGGAAGAUCGAGGGUUUGCGCGCAACGGCCGUAACUGGUAGCAACAUGGGUCUCUUCCUCUCCGAAUCGGCGUACAUUGUCUACGCCGUGUCCGCGAAAGACGGCGCUCUUCCUUAUCCAGGCAUGCCGAUCAAGGAAAUGAAAGACACCACGGUGGUGCGCGCAAUUCACUUCUGGAUCGGUGCUAACUGCGAUUUGACGGUUUCCGGUGCCGCUGCGCUUCGCGCGGCCGAGCUCGACUCGCAAGUGUCGGCAAUGAUUCUGAUGAGAGAGGUGCAGGGUCGUGAGAGUCCACGAUUUCUUGCCUAUUUCCGGCAUAGUUUGAUCGUAGAGAAUCUGCACUUCGAGCCGCCUUCGUGUACUCUUCAUCGGGUCUCGGGGAUCGCCGUUCCCAUUCUGACGGAGCUCGAGAGAGUUCAUUGGGAACAUUUCAGUUGUCGGGACGUCAUUCUGGUGGACAUUCGAACGAAGGGUGUCGUAUUUUUGUGGCUGGGAUCCUUAUCCGACCCAUUGCACAAACGACACGCCGUAACUCUCCUUGAGUCUCGAAAAGAGAACAACAACGGACGCGUGGUAGUGGUCGAGGACGGCUACGAGUUGACAUUGCCCGGAGAUGACAGGGAGCUGUUUAGCAGCGUGCUGGAUCCUUUGGCAAGAGUGGUUGCGCCCGAUCGCCAGCAUCGGAUCAAUCCACCGAGUCCGAUCAAGCUCUAUAAGUGUAGCGAGCAGUCAGGAAAAUACAAGGUUGCCGAACUGAAAGCCGGACCUAUUCUUCGAAGGGAUCUGACGUCGGAUUCCGUGUAUCUGGUGGAUCGAGGCGAGGCAGGAGUUUGGGCCUGGGUAGGUCGCGACGUUAACGCUAGGGAAAGAUUGGAGGCGGUCAGAAAUGCGCGAGGUUUCGUCAAAAAGAAGAAUUACAGCGACGGUGUCCCAGUGGCUAGGGCAACGGAAGGUUACGAGCCUGAGGAGAUAAAGGCGCUGUUGCGCGGUUGGGAGCCCUCAAAAACGAGGCCGCUGACAUUGCCGACGAGCUUUGAACCCGAUUACAUGAACGAGAGACCCAGGAUGGCGGCUGAGUGUCAAUUGGUGGACGAUGGUUCCGGAGAGAAGACUUUGUGGAGAGUCGAACACAAGGAGGGCAUGAUUCAGAUCGAGGACGACAGAGGAAUUUAUUACGCGGAAGCCUGUUACGUGAUGCUGUACAAGUACGGACAAGGACGGAGAAGUCGAAAUAUUGUUUAUUGCUGGGAAGGCGUUCACUCUGUCAAAGUUGAUCGAGAUGCAGCGUUGACAGCAACUUGCCGUUUGUCUGAAGAAACAAACGCGCAGAUAGUGAAAGCAUCCCAGGGCAGAGAACCGCCCCAUCUGCUACAAAUCUACGACGGAAAGCUGAAAAUACUUGCAGGAAGUCAUCGUGACUCACCACCGAAGAGAUAUUUGGUCAGAGUGUUCGGCUCGACGCCGUAUACUUCAAAAGCCGUGGAACGGCCGUUGCGAGCAAGCAGCCUGGACUCAAGCGCGGUAUUCAUUCUCUUUUCUGCCACGCCGGUAGUCUGGUGCGGCGGCAAAAGUACUGGCGACGCUCGACAAGCUUCGCGACGUCUCGCGCCACGAAACGCGCCUCUCAUUGCCGAGGGCAAAGAAGACGAUCAUUUCUGGAUCGAACUUGGAGGGAAAGGCACUUACAGCACAGAAACUGAGGAAGUGAGCGAAGAGCUGGAUAAACAUCUGUUUCAGUGUCGUACCGAAAACGGCCUGUUCGUAGGCAAGCAAGUCCUUGGUUUCCGACAAAAUUCUCUAAUACCGGAAGCUAUCUGGCUAUUGGAUACUGGCAGCAUGAUCUGGGUGUGGAUAGGCAAGUUCUCCACUCCAAAAACGUUGCAAGAGUGCAUCGAGGACGCUACCGUGUAUCUCUAUACGCAUCCCGCAGGUCGAAAUCGCAACACGGCAAUUUCAGUGAUCAAGCAAGGUUUUGAGCCGGCCACUUUUAUCGGCCUGUUCGACAACUGGAACCACAAUUUGCUCAGAGACUACAAAUCGUUUGAGACCUUCUGCGUCUUGUUGGAAGACAAGGAUCAAUCGACAAGGACGCAGACAACCUCGAAGACCGCCAGAGACUUUGACAAUUACAUCAAGUACCCGCCGUCAAUGCUGAAGAGCGAGCCGGAGAAUCUACCGGCCGGUGUAGACGUCAAACGUAAAGAACUGCACCUGACUUAUGACAACUUCAUUGCAAUCUUCAAAAUGGAACCCGAAGAAUUCGAGAAAUUGCCAACGUGGAGGAAGCAACGUCUGAAGCAAACUGCUGGGCUUUUUUAACAUUUCAAUUUCUCUCAUGUCUACUCGAUUGAAGAUAACUGUCCUAAGUCUCGUAUUUUUAUUUUUUGUUUUGAAUUAUAUUGAAUUUUUUUCAAGAAAACAAGUUUA